CCCCCGGACAACGGCCUCACCGGCGCCGUGCCCUCCGGGUUCAAGGCGUCGCAGCCGUCCUCCAGCUACGGGCCGCCGUCCGGGCCCUCCGCGCCGUCCGCGCCGUCGGCUAGGUACGGCGCGCCGUCGGCGUCCUCGCGCAGGCCCAGCUCGCGCUACGGACCCCCAGGACGAUCCGGGCCGCGCCAGAACGGCCCCGCGGGCUUCGGAGCGCCCUCGUCCAGCUACGGCGCCCCUGGUGGCUCCUCCGGUUUCGGCGCUCCUUCGUCUAACUACGGUCCCCCUGGUGGCUCCUCCGGUUUCGGCGCUCCUUCGUCUAACUACGGUCCCCCUGGUGGCUCCUCCGGUUUCGGCGCUCCUUCGUCUAACUACGGUCCCCCCGGUGGCUCCUCCGGUUUCGGCGCUCCUUCGUCUAACUACGGUGCCCCCGGUGGCUCCUCCGGUUUCGGCGCUCCUUCGUCCACCUACGGUGCCCCCGGUGGCUCGGCCCGCGGCUUCGGCUCCUCGUCGUCCUCUCGCGCGCCCUCGUCUUCGUACGGACCUCCCAGCUCGUCCGGUCGCGGUUUCGGAGCGCCCUCGUCCAACUACGGCGCGCCCGACAACAUCCCUCGCGGGUUCUCGGCCCCCUCCUCCUCCUACGGCGCCCCUAGCGGCCGUGGUUCGGCGCGCGGUUUCGGCUCACCCUCUUCAACCUACGGCGCCCCUGGUGGCUCUUCCGGUUCCGGUUUCGGCUCCCCCUCGUCCUCUUACGGCGCUCCGAGCGACGCUGGUUUCGACGCACCCUCCUCGAGCUACGGCGCUCCUGAGGGCUCCUCCGGUUUCGGCGCCCCCGGCAGCUCCGGCUUCAAGGCUCCCUCAUCGUCCUACGGCGCGCCUGGCAGCUCUUCCGGUUCCGGUUUUAAGACUCCCUCAUCGUCCUACGGCGCGCCUGGCAGCUCUUCCAGUUCCGGUUUCAAGACUCCCUCAUCGUCCUACGGCGCGCCAGGCGGCUCUUCCAGUUCCGGUUUCGGAUCCCCCUCUUCGACCUACGGCGCGCCAGGUGGCUCUUCCGGUUCCGGUUUCAAGGCCCCCUCGUCUAGUUACGGUGCCCCUGGCAGCUCUUCCGGCUCCGGUUUCGGUGCUCCCUCGGACACCUACGGCGCGCCUGGCUUCGGCAAGUCCAACGGCGGCGGCGACGACGAGGACGACCAGUCGGAGCCCGCCAAGUACGAGUUCUCCUACGAGGUGGACGCGCCGGAGACGGGCGCGCAGUUCGGCCACGAGGAGUCCCGCGACGGUGACUUCACCAAGGGCAAGUACCACGUGCUGCUGCCCGACGGGCGCGUGCAGACCGUCGAGUACACCGCGGACCAGGACGGCUACAAGCCCACCAUCAGCUACGAGCAGACCGACAACGUCAUCGGCGACGGCCGCAAGGGCGACGACGGCUACCCCAGCGGACCCAACAACGGCCAGGGCGGCUACCCGAGCGGCAGGCCCGGCGGCAAGAACGGACAGGGCUCCGGCAGUUACUCGUCCGGAGGCCAGGGUGGUUACUCAUCUGGCAGCCAAGGUGGUUACUCGUCCGGCGGCCAGGGUGGUUACUCUUCCGGCGGCCAGGGUGGUUACUCUUCCGGAGGCCAGGGUGGUUACUCGUCCGGCGGCCAGGGUGGUUACUCGUCCGGCGGCCAGGGUGGUUACUCGUCCGGAGGUGGUUACUCGUCCGGAGGCCAGGGUGGUUACUCAUCUGGAAGCCAGGGCGGCUACAGCCAGGACGCCGACGACGACGCGGUGUCCGUGGACGGGGCCCAGGGCCCCUACUAGACGAACCACAACCGUCCCCGGUCCCGGCAGGCGCCGCUGUGCACAGUGGAGCGGUGUCUCGCCGGGGUUGAUCUCGACUGGACUGUCGCCUGUCUCCGCCGGCCUGUGUCUACUUUCUAAUUUAUU
This is a messenger RNA of Thrips palmi, 1929 nucleotides long. RefSeq names its product pro-resilin-like. Gene Ontology annotation, biological process: positive regulation of transcription by RNA polymerase II. The transcript has 2 exons. The annotation marks the transcript as partial. NCBI's taxonomy places the organism in Eukaryota, Metazoa, Arthropoda, Insecta, Thysanoptera, Thripidae. Gene Ontology annotation, molecular function: transcription coactivator activity. The record is from RefSeq and is a predicted model, not a curated record. Gene Ontology annotation, cellular component: RNA polymerase II transcription regulator complex.